AUGAAACGCUUGGGUAUUGAUGUCAAGCGGGCAUUUGAACAGUUAGCGAACACUCACAUCGAACUGAACCAAGACGACCUACCUGAAGCGCCAGUAGUCGGUGACGUGGCGGACGACGAGAUCGCACGGGAGCUGGAACGCAUGUGCGAAGAGGUGAAAGUGGUGCUGAGUGACGACCAGUACACUGAAUUCCGGGAGAAAGUGACCAAACUAAGCAAGGCGUUUCAUAGACUAUGGGGACUAGGAUUGGUCCAGAUGAACCAGCAUUGGUUUAACCUUUGGUGGUGA
Phytophthora nicotianae INRA-310 is the source of this 288-nucleotide messenger RNA. RefSeq lists its product as hypothetical. Lineage: Eukaryota; Oomycota; Peronosporomycetes; Peronosporales; Peronosporaceae. Bases 1 to 288 code for a protein of 95 amino acids. The record is from RefSeq and is a predicted model, not a curated record. The transcript has a single exon.